Molecule: messenger RNA, 1014 nt
Organism: Cercospora beticola
Lineage: Eukaryota; Fungi; Ascomycota; Dothideomycetes; Mycosphaerellales; Mycosphaerellaceae
Source: RefSeq, a predicted model, not a curated record
AUGGACAGCUUGCUCUCUGCUACAGCAAGCAUGUCCCGCGGCGCCACCGCGGAGAAAAUGUCUGGAGCCAUGUGGGACGACGAUGAACUGACAUCUUCUACUUCAAACCGUUCACCCUCACCAACUUCGUCGCACACACUCUCGCCCGCUUCGUCGCGCACACUUUCACCUGCUUCUUCGCGAAAGCUCACACUUACUCUGUCCGACAAGAUUUCGCCACCUCCAGCGGGCACCCGCAAGUUGACGUGGUCCGUCGAAAUGGAGCGAGACCUCCUGCUGGCUGCUGCUUUCGGUAACAUUGAAGAUAUGGAAGAUUGUUACACAGGCCUGAUGGAAGGCUUGGCGAAAAAUUACGGCGUGACCGUGACCGAAAAGCAACUGCACGCUCGCUUCGAACUGCUGCGCAUGACUCGGUUCGCCACAAUGAGCAGGCUCAACCUCCCACUGCCUGCAGGUCCCCGUCCCAAGUUCAGCAAGGCCGAGUUUGACCGAGCUGAAUUCGAGUCGACUGCCGCACCAGAGGCUCAACAAGAUGACGAUGAUGAGGAGUCCGACUUCAAGCAGUCCGAUUCUGAGAUGGAGGACGAAGAAAGUCGCGAUCAGGCCUCGUCAGAACAAGAUGAGCAGUCUGAUCUUGAAAUCGAGGACGAAGACGGUCUCGAGCAGAUGUCGUCAGACGAGGAUGAAUGGCCUGAUACCGAGAUUCAGGUCGAAGUGGGCGGUCAGCUUUAUCCAGCGCGUAGGCCGCACGGUCUCGACCCAGUGGAAUUCUUGAAAGCAGCCCUAGAGUUCCAGCCCCGAGAAAUUCUCGAUCAGGCCUCGUCAGACGAAGAUGAGCAGUCUGAUUCUGGAAUAGAGGACGAAGACAGUCCCGAGCAGAUCGAUAUGGAGAUUGUGGCCGAACUGGGCGGCCGUCUUUAUCGAGCGCGUAAGCCGCACGGUCUCGGCCCAGUGGAGUUUUUGAAAGCAGCCCUAGAGUUCCAGGCUCGAGUGGAUAGGUGGGAGGGUAUUUGA